Dermacentor silvarum is the source of this 5365-nucleotide messenger RNA. Its product is annotated as ankyrin repeat domain-containing protein 12-like. The record is from RefSeq and is a predicted model, not a curated record. Gene Ontology annotation, cellular component: nucleoplasm. Lineage: Eukaryota; Metazoa; Arthropoda; Arachnida; Ixodida; Ixodidae.
AGACUUUCCCUUACUUUUGUUUUCUUGGCCUGGUUCGUCUGCAUUUUUUAAGUGUGCGUCGUGCGAGGGCUACGGAGUAGUGUUGUUAUUUGUAUAUCUUUUAUUGGGACCCUCUGUUGGUUGAGAGUAAAUUUUUUCGGCUGCAUUCUUUGUGAGCACGCGUUUGGAGAACACUUGCUAAACAUCAGAAUAAAAAGGAGAGCAUAUGAGAUGCUGUCCCAUCAUCUGAAGCUGAAGAUUCGACAGACAUGAAGCCAGAUCUGUCUGAAUUGGCUGCUUUGUACAGGAGGAACAGUGGCCGAAGUCUCCUGCACCUUGCAACCUUUGAUGGUGAAACUAAUGCAUUGAUGCACCUUCUCCAGGAAGGAGCGGACCUCAACUUCUGCAAUUAAGCUGAGGUUAUUGCUUUUCUGCAUCGACAUGGUGCUAACUGCCAUGCCAAAGUUCUCCGUGAUAAAACGCCAUUGGACUUUGCAUGGAGUCCUGAUGCCGUCCAAGCGCUGAAUGCAGCCUUCAGAACCUGCACCUGUGCUGGAGAAGGCAGUGGCUGCGUGCAUUUGCAAGCAGGGUGCUUUUGACAGCAGGAAAGGAGGCACAGAAGUGGACUUCAAGCAAGAUCUGCCACAGAAAGGUCCCGUGGCAGGUGGCGACAACUACCAACAGUGUCCCCUGCCAUGAAAAACUGCCUGCAAAGAAGUCAAUUGCAGAAAGUGGUGAACAGUCCUGGCUCGGCCCGCUUGACCUUGCGUUUCCAGUCUGUUAAGACAAGUGAUGAUAAGGAGUUGCUCCCGAACCACACUGUCCCAGUGUACGAUUCCUCAGUCACGUCCAGACACCUUUCCUGUUUUUCCAGCAUGGAAGCUCGAGCAGAUGGGUAUACCUAUAAUGGUAAAAAAGAAGAACCUUCCACCACAACUAUUACCUCAACAGCAGCCGACGUAGUGUCUUCCAGCAGUCCUCUGACUAGCAGCGAACAGAGUUUGGCUUCAAUGGCCGAACCUUCUACCCUAAAUGGCUCAACUUCUGACACGCAUGGUGAAGAUGCUCUUUCAGAAGAGCCACUCCGGAAACGUCGACGCAGCAGCAAUGACAGCACUAAUGGCACCCUCACACCCACAGGCAAAGGGCGCUCUUCACGUGGUGAUAAGGCAAGGGCGUCGGACAGCGACGCUGCAUGCCCUCGUAAACGUGGUAACAAUUCAAGUUCAGACACGGAAAGUGGCCCCAGUGAGCAAGAGAUGGAUGGUGACCCUACCACCCAGGACUCUUAUGGAAAUGGACAUUCUCCCAAGGUGCCACCACUCAAGAUAGUGUUGCCUUCAAGUGGCACAGGUAAUCUUGAAGGUACUGAACCAGCUGGUGGUGCCAACUCCAAAGAGCGCAAGGUUUCCUCAAGCAAGCCUGCCUUGCCUUAUGUAGUGAAUGCUGCGGAAUCCUUGAGUGAAGGAUCUCCCAGUGAGCAGGCUGUGGAAGAGAAGGAGCGACGGCGAGAAGAAGAACGCUGUCAGAGGGUCACACGAAGUAGCCACAGGGCUGCCUUGACCCAUGAGGAAGAAGUGGAGGAUGCACCUGAGGUACACCCUCGGAAGCGCAAGCUGAGAGCUCGGGAAGAUCAGCAGCAGCCUCAACAGCAGCAGCAGUCACCGCAGCAGCAGCAGCAACAGUCACCACAGCAGCAGCAGCAGCAACAGCAGUCAACACAGCAGCAGCAGCAGCCAUCACAGCAGCAGCAGCAGCAGCCACUACAGCAGCGGCAGCAAGAGCAGCAGCAACAGCAGCUGCCAACACAGCAACGGCAGCAGGAGCAGCAGCAGCAGCAGGCAGGCGUAGCUUCUCCUUUAGAGCCUCCAACCCUCAUAGAGGAAGUGAGUCAACCAGUCACCAAUGGCUUCCAGAUGUAUCUAGACAUCCGCAAGCAAGUGGAGAAGCGGCGUCAGGCCAUGCUGGUUGUACACCCCAAACCACCCCAAGGUUUCAAGGACUACCUUCUCAAUCGUGGCUCCUAUGUCCUCGAAGGAAAUCCAUCGUCACGCCUCUCUGUGCCCAUGUGCGACGUGCUUCUGCAUCGGGCACAGUGCAACUUUGGCACUCCGGUGCUUCGUAGCCGUAGCGUUGCGAAGUGGGAUGGCAUGCUCGAAGCCUCGUCAGUAGUAGACUAUCAGUACUUCCACGUGGCAAAGGAUGAGAAGAAUAAGACAAAGAAAAGGAAGGAGAGUCGUAGAGAGUCGGACGACAUCAAAUGGAGUGAAACUGAUUUCCCAAGCCUGAAGCCUCCUUCAGGAACCCAGGACACAGUGGUGCCAUCGCGCAGCGGACUGGCUAAAGCAGUCAAAUCAAUGAACAGAGACCCCACAGAAAAUAAGACUGCUGAACAACCGGAACAGCAAAGCUAUGUGUCUGCACUGCAGCGACCCCAAUCACAUUGCGAUGAAAAAACACCACAGGAGGACUGCCAACAGGUGCUACGUGCUCUCUUCAAGGCCCUGCGAUCACACAUAAAGAAGAUGCCGGCGAGCUCGAUGAAGGACAUGCUCGAAGUAGUCCUGGCUCUCAAUUCAAGACCUGUACAGCAGUUCUUUGGAGGUCACUGCUUUUCAAGUGCGGCUGGGAAACCGAAGCCUCAGUGUGGCGUCCUUAUAUUGGUGAACAGUCCUGGCUCGGCCCGCUUGACCUUGCGUUUCCAGUCUGUUAAGACAAGUGAUGAUAAGGAGUUGCUCCCGAACCACACUGUCCCAGUGUACGAUUCCUCAGUCACGUCCAGACACCUUUCCUGUUUUUCCAGCAUGGAAGCUCGAGCAGAUGGGUAUACCUAUAAUGGUAAAAAAGAAGAACCUUCCACCACAACUAUUACCUCAACAGCCGACGUAGUGUCUUCCAGCAGUCCUCUGACUAGCAGCGAACAGAGUUUGGCUUCAAUGGCCGACUCUACCCUAAAUGGCUCAACUUCUGACACGCAUGGUGAAGAUGCUCUUUCAGAAGAGCCACUCCGGAAACGUCGACGCAGCAGCAAUGACAGCACUAAUGGCACCCUCACACCCACAGGCAAAGGGCGCUCUUCACGUGGUGAUAAGGCAAGGGCGUCGGACAGCGACGCUGCAUGCCCUCGUAAACGUGGUAACAAUUCAAGUUCAGACACGGAAAGUGGCCCCAGUGAGCAAGAGAUGGAUGUGACUACCACCCAGGACUCUUAUGGAAAUGGACAUUCUCCCAAGGUGCCACCACUCAAGAUAGUGUUGCCUUCAAGUGGCACAGGUAAUCUUGAAGGUACUGAACCAGCUGGUGGUGCCAACUCCAAAGAGCGCAAGGUUUCCUCAAGCAAGCCUGCCUUGCCUUAUGUAGUGAAUGCUGCGGAAUCCUUGAGUGAAGGAUCUCCCAGUGAGCAGGCUGUGGAAGAGAAGGAGCGACGGCGAGAAGAAGAACGCUGUCAGAGGGUCACACGAAGUAGCCACAGGGCUGCCUUGACCCAUGAGGAAGAAGUGGAGGAUGCACCUGAGGUACACCCUCGGAAGCGCAAGCUGAGAGCUCGGGAAGAUCAGCAGCAGCCUCAACAGCAGCAGCAGUCACCGCAGCAGCAGCAGCAACAGUCACCACAGCAGCAGCAGCAGCAACAGCAGUCAACACAGCAGCAGCAGCAGCCAUCACAGCAGCAGCAGCAGCAGCAGCCACUACAGCAGCGGCAGCAAGAGCAGCAGCAACAGCAGCUGCCAACACAGCAACGGCAGCAGGAGCAGCAGCAGCAGCAGGCAGGCGUAGCUUCUCCUUUAGAGCCUCCAACCCUCAUAGAGGAAGUGAGUCAACCAGUCACCAAUGGCUUCCAGAUGUAUCUAGACAUCCGCAAGCAAGUGGAGAAGCGGCGUCAGGCCAUGCUGGUUGUACACCCCAAACCACCCCAAGGUUUCAAGGACUACCUUCUCAAUCGUGGCUCCUAUGUCCUCGAAGGAAAUCCAUCGUCACGCCUCUCUGUGCCCAUGAUUCCACUACCACAGUCACUGAGUGGGUCUCCAAUGCGGGACCUGUUUCUAGACCAGGAACGUGAACGGUAUAAGUUGCGAUUGCAGCACCUGAUUGAACGGGAGAAGUUAGUGUUGUCAGCUGAGCAAGAAAUUCUUCGUGUGCAUGGGCGAGCUGCCCGUGCAAUCCAAAAUCAGGCUGUUCCUCUGUCUGCUUGCAGCAUACUCAGGGAUGAGGAAAUCUACAAUGUCCUAAAGCCAGAACAGAUGUGUGUCAAAAGUCCUGAAUCUAUCCCAGACAAGAAGGAUGAUAAAGACAAGAAUGUGCGAUCUAGAUAUAAUGGACGUCUCUUCUUGUCGUGGCUGCAGGAUGUUGAAGACAAGUGGGAAAAAACAAAGGAAAAAAUGCUACUUCGGCAGCACAAUGAAGCAGAAAGCUUGCAUGCUGUGCAGAAGUUGGAUUGGGAGUGGAAGCUCAAAGAACUUGGCCUUUGUGAAGUCAAGGCAACACCUGUUAUCGACGACAUUUGCGUGCCCAGCGUGCAUGUUAGUGACGAGUUUGAUGUGCUGCCUGCAUGACAAGGCCUACCAAUGAAGAUAUGCCUGAUGGACUGCUGUGGAAGUGUGUGUGAAGCUGAGAACCACAAAGACAUUUUCUACACAGGAAUAGUAUUGAUGGAACUGGGUAAUUGUUGGUGUUUUAACACAACACGCUGGUUCACAAGACCUUACAAUUUUUUAACAAACGUUCAGGAAGUGCAUGGUCACCUGCUAGAUAGGUGCAGUUUUACAGCUGCAUUGGUGUGGGAAUGAAAAUAAAGCCCUGGUAACAUGCUCUUACCUUUCCCUUGAAAAAUGCAGGGUUCCACAAAAUUUUGUACGGUGGUAAUUGAGGCAUGCUGCCAGCUCAUCAAUAGAAUUUGCUGGACAACUUACUAUUGUCUACUAAAAGCAGAAUGGUUUGAUGCAGGCAUUCCACUGGUUGCCUGUUUAUGAAACUUGUGAUAUUUGUUCGGAGUCCAUUGUGCCAUGGGUGAUCAUAACCAUUCGAGCCUGGUUUUAAAUUUUCCGUUUGCCAGGCAUGGUAGUUUUAAUGGGCAGAUUCUUUUGUAUCUAGAUGUCACACUGUGGAAGUCACUGAAUGUGAACUUGUUGCCCUUAUGGGAUCUUGCAUGAUGCUGUAGUUAAUGAAAAAGUUUCUUUUAUGGACAAAAGAAUAUUUCUGCUGUUUUAAUAUCUGAUGUACCCAUCAAUGUUUUGAAUGUUUACAGUUGUUUAUAGGCAAUGGCAGCAUUGACAGUGUUCAUCCCCAUUUUUAGACAUUUUUUUAAUGGCAUGUGUAAAUAAACAUUCUCACAGUAGUUGUCCCUUGCUUGUGUUAAAUUACAGUGGCUGAAUGCCAUGCAUCUGCUCAU